AUGCCAAGAUUCUUCGGUGGCAGCCGUGGGUCUGUAGAAAAAGAACCUGAUCAGUUCGAAAUCCUAGACCAGGAUACAAACGUCUCAGAUAUAAACCUUGCAGAAAGAUAUGCAAGAGAUACUCAAUCAGAUGAAAGGAGCAAACCAAGGCAUAGAAAUGUGCACAGCUAUUACCAGAAUUGGAUAGAUUCGUUCAAAAGAGCUGAACCGGUUGGCGAAAGAAGACGUAGACGUGCUCAACAGGAUAUCAGUACCACAAAUAUCAAUAACAUGAAUAAAGGUGAUGAAAGUGAUUUCUAUAUGGGUAAUGGAGGCGAACCUUCCACAAAUAUCGAUACCGCUUAUGAUAUGAAUUCUAAUGAAGUCGAUCCUAAUAAUAAGAAAAAUGAAAACAUUUAUGCGUUAAAUGAUGAUUUGGAAGAUGGUACGACGUCUAUUGCUGCCUCAGAGGAUAUGCCCAAAAAGGGUGGGAUGAAGGCUAGACAUGUCAUCAUGAUGACUUUGGCAACUGGUAUCGGUACUGGUCUAUUGGUUGCCAAUGCUAAAUCUCUUCAUUUUUCGGGUCCAGCAGGGCUAGUGGUCGGUUAUUUCAUGGUUUCAUUUGUCACUUAUUUCGUCGUUCAAGCCGCCGGUGAAAUGGCUAUCGCUUAUCCCACUUUACCCGGUGGGUUUAAUACUUAUCAAUCAUUAUUUAUCUCCAAACCAUUUGGGUUUGCCACUGUUUGGAUCUUUGCAUUAAAUUGGUUAACCAUUCUACCUUUGGAAUUGAUCACUUCUUCCAUUACUGUGAAAUAUUGGACCACUUCCAUCAAUCCAGAUAUUUUCGUCCUGAUCUUUUAUUUGUUUUUAUUAUUUGUUCAUUUCAUAGGGUUACGUCUUUAUGCAGAAGCUGAAUUUUUUUUCAAUUCUUGUAAAAUUUUGAUGAUUACUGGGUUCAUUAUUUUCUCCAUCGUGGUUAAUUGUGGUGGUGCAGGCCAUGAUGGUUAUAUCGGAGGGAAGUAUUGGCACGAUCCUGGCCCAUUCGCCUCCGAUAAUGGUGCUGCUAGAUUCAAAGAAGUUUGUUACGUUUUGAUUAAUGCUUAUUUCUCUUACGGUGGUACUGAAUUAUACGUUCUUUCCGUUAAUGAACAAGAAAAUCCAAGAAAAGCUGUCCCUGUCGCUGCAAAGACUUCUGUAUAUCGUGUCGCAAUCAUUUAUUUAUUGACUAUGAUUUUGAUUGGGUUUAAUGUUCCAUACAAUAGUCCAGAUUUGAUGGGGAAUGCUAAUUCCAAAGAUGCCUCUCCUUAUGUCUUGGCUGCUCAAAUCCAUGGUGUCAAAAUCGUGCCUCAUUUUAUUAAUGCUGUUAUCUUACUUUCAGUCAUUUCAGUCGCAAAUAGUGCUUUAUUUGCUGGCCCAAGAUUAUUAGCCACUUUAGCAGAACAAGGGUUUGCGCCAAAAUUCUUAACUUAUGUCGAUAGAGCAGGUAGACCUUUAUUGGCUCUAUGUGUUUGUUCCUUGUUUGGUGUCAUCGCCUUCGCUGCUACUUCUAAAAAGGAAGAUGAAGUUUUCACAUGGCUAGCCGCCAUUGCCGGGUUAAGUGAAUUGUUUGCAUGGUCAGGUAUCUUAUUAUCACAUAUCAGAUUCAGGUGGGCCAUGAAAUAUCAUGGCAAAUCCAUGGAUGAAGUUGGAUACAAGGCCAUCACUGGGAUCUGGGGCAGUUAUUACGGUCUUUUCUUCAAUUUAUUGGUGUUGAUCGCUCAAUUCUGGGUUGCUUUAAGUGCUCCAGGCAGUGGUGGCCAAGUCACAGCAAUUUCCUUUUUUGAAAGUUAUUUGGCCUUUGUCAUUUGGGUAUUCUUUUAUUUAUGUUAUAUGAUCUAUAAUAAAGAUUGGACCAUCUUGAUCCCAUUGAAAGAUAUUGAUGUUGAUUACCAAAGAAGAAUAUAUGAUGCUGAUUUCCUAAGACAGGAGAAGGAGGAAAGUUAUGAAAAAUAUAAACAAUCCAAUAUUGGUAAGAAAAUCUAUGCAUGGUUGUGGACUCUUUAA
Henningerozyma blattae CBS 6284 is the source of this 2022-nucleotide messenger RNA. RefSeq names its product amino acid permease. Gene Ontology annotation, cellular component: membrane. NCBI's taxonomy places the organism in Eukaryota, Fungi, Ascomycota, Saccharomycetes, Saccharomycetales, Saccharomycetaceae. Gene Ontology annotation, biological process: amino acid transmembrane transport. Gene Ontology annotation, molecular function: amino acid transmembrane transporter activity. The transcript has a single exon. Bases 1 to 2022 code for a protein of 673 amino acids. The record is from RefSeq and is a predicted model, not a curated record.